Messenger RNA from Apus apus (common swift), 6834 nucleotides. It is a transcript of the gene OBSL1, whose product is annotated as obscurin like cytoskeletal adaptor 1. The record is from RefSeq and is a predicted model, not a curated record. The transcript is spliced from 26 exons. NCBI's taxonomy places the organism in Eukaryota, Metazoa, Chordata, Aves, Apodiformes, Apodidae. Gene Ontology annotation, molecular function: protein binding. The coding region runs from base 1 to 6834 and encodes 2277 amino acids.
AUGGAGGGGUUUAGGGGAGCCCCCAGGUUCCUGGCCUAUCCACAGGCCUUCACAGUGCGAAGUGGUGCUGAUGCCGUCCUGAGCUGCCAGAUUACAGGUGACCCCCAGCCAAGCAUCCUCUGGGAGAAAGACAAGAUCCCGAUUGAGCCUAUGGGCCGCUUCCACAUGGAGGCCAAGGGGGACCUGUACAGCCUGCUGGUGUCCCAUGCCACCCCCCAGGACAGUGGGCUCUAUGUCUGCAAGGCCAAGAACAGUGUUGGUGAGACCUAUGCUGCUGCCACACUCAAGGUGGAGGCAGGGGAGCCCCAGGAAGAGGAAUGCUCAGGUGGCAAGGAGCCCGCCUUCCUCAUUGCCCCCUCAUCCACACGAGUGUGCCGGGGGGAGGAUGUGAUGUUCACCUGCAGGGUGUCUGGGCAGCCCUGCCCAGUGCUGGACUGGGAGAAGGAUGGGCGCAAGCUGUCUGACCUCUUUGAGAGCAGCCACUUCUUGGUGGGGCAGGAGCCAGAGGACUGGCACUUCCUGAAGCUGUUUGGUGCCCGGCCCCCGGAUGCGGGGGUCUAUGUGUGCCGGGCACGCAGUGGCUCCCGGCAGGCCCUGGCUGCUGCCAUGCUCCUGGUUGAACCCCGGGCACCACUGGAUGGGCUCCCCAAUGGCUCUCCUGCUGAUGGCCCCGAGCUGCUGGCAGAGCAGAAGCGGCGGCGGCAGCAUGUGACAGGACAGCACAUGGGACCCGAGACCCGUGUGCCCAAUGGCACAGUGCUGGCCGGGGCACUGGGGGCCAAGGCGUUCACUGUGAGCGUGGGGAAGCACGCCAAGUUUCGCUGCUAUGUCACUGGCAAGCCCAAGCCAGAGAUUGUCUGGCAGAAGGAUGGCAAAUCCCUUGUCCCCAGCCGCAGGCACCUCAUCUAUGAGGACCGUGAGGGUUACUUCAUCCUCAAGGUGCUGUACUGCAAACCCCAGGACCAGGGGCUGUAUGUCUGCACUGCGUCCAACACUGCUGGCCAGACCCUCAGUGCAGUUCAGCUCCAGGUGAAAGAGCACCGGCUGCGCUUCCAGGUGCAGUUGGCAGAUGUGGAGGUGGCAGAGCGGGAGGAUGCUGUGCUAGAGUGCCAGGUGCCACUGGAGACCAUUCCCACUGCCUGGUACCUGGAAGACAGGGAGCUGCAGCCCAGCCACAAGUACAUGAUGGAGGAGCGAGGUGUGCUGCGGCGCCUGACUAUCCGUGACGCCCGCACUGAUGAUGACGGCAUCUACCUCUGCCAGAUGAAAGACAAGGGACGCAGUAUCGCUGAGGUGUCCGUCCGAGGGGUGAUCACGAAGCGGCUGCCACGGAAGCUGGAUGUGAUGGAGGGGGAGAACGCAGUUUUCUGUGUGGAGACGCGGGAUGUGGUGGAGGGGAUCUGCUGGAGCCGGGAUGGGCAGCAGCUGCAGGAGUCACCCUGCACCGUGCUGAAGAGCUUUGGCAGGACGCACCUCCUGGUGUUGGUGCAUGUCACCCGCCAGGAUGCAGGCAUCAUCUGCUUCACUACUGGGGAAUCGCAAACGUCCUCACAGCUCCGGGUCAAGUGUGUGAAGCACGACCCCCCGAGCACACCAGUGGCAGCUGAGAUGAGUGUGGCAGAGAGCAACGCGGCCCUGCUGCGAUGGUGCCCCGCGCCCGACGCCCACCUCCGCCCCCCCAGCUGCUACCUGCUGGAGCGGCGGGAGGUGGGGGGGGGCGAGUGGGUGCAGUGCCUCGCCACCGACCUGCCCAGCUGUGUGCGGGUGCUGGGCGAUGGCGUGCCCCGCGAGGCCGACUACUGCUUCCGUGUCUGCGCCGCCAACGAGCAUGGCAGGAGCACUCCCAUCGAGUUCCCUGGCUCCGUGCAUCUCGCCCCAGCAGCUUGCCUGGAGAAGGGUCUGCAGGAUGUGUGGGUGCGGGAAGGUGAGGAUGCACAGUUCUCCCUGGAGUUGUCAGCCAUGGUGCAGGGCACUUGGUUCCUCAAUGGUGCUAGGCUGGGCGAGGAGGAGGAGGCAGGUGGCCAGUGCAGUGUGCGGCGCUGUGGGACAGAGCACUCACUGCUGAUCCGGAGAGCACGGCUGGCAGACAGUGGGGCCCAGGUCACCUUCACAUCUGGUGGCGUGCGGGACUCAGCUACACUGCACGUUCAAGUUCCCCAGGUCCACAUCACCCUAGUGCCUGAGGCUGAGCAGCUCCGGGAGGUGCCAGUGGGGCUGCCUGUGCUACUGGAGUGCCAGGUGUCCCCCCCGGAUGCCCCUGUCUGCUGGCUGAAGGAUGGCGAGGCUGUGCCGCUGGAUGAUGUCAUUGCAGUGCAGGUGGAGGGCUGUGUGCGCAGGCUGCUCCUCCGCUCAGCGGCUCCCUCAGACACCGGCACCUACACCUGUGACACUGGGGAUGAUGCUGUGAGCUUUGUGGUGACCGUGACUGAGGCACCAGUGAGGAUCAUCGACUCCAAUGAGGAGGCCCCCCACGCCUACAUGGCUGGGCAGCGUGUGGAGCUGUGGUGCCAGCUGUCUCGCCCAGCAGCCACAGUGCGCUGGUACAAGGAUGGGGAGGAGGUGGAGACAAGUGAGAGCCUGGUGCUGGAGCAGGAGGGGCCGCGGUGCCGGCUGGUGCUGCCCUGUGCCCGGCCGCAGGAUGCAGGGGAGUUUGUCUGUGAUGCUGGUGGGGACUCUGUCUUCUACACCAUCACUGUGGCAGAGGCACCAGUGAGGAUCAUCGACUCCAAUGAGGAGGCCCCCCACGCCUACAUGGCUGGGCAGCGUGUGGAGCUGUGGUGUCAGCUGUCCUGCCCUGCAGCUUCUGUGCACUGGUACAAGGAUGGGGAGGAGGUGGAGACAAGUGAGAGCCUGGUGCUGGAGCAGGAGGGGCCGCGGUGCCGGCUGGUGCUGCCCUGUGCCCGGCCGCAGGAUGCAGGGGAGUUUGUCUGUGAUGCUGGUGGGGACUCUGUCUUCUACACCAUCACUGUGGAAGCGGAGGCACCAGUGAGGAUCAUCGACUCCAAUGAGGAGGCCCCCCAUGCCUACACGGCCGGGCAGCGUGUGGAGCUGUGGUGCCAGCUGUCCUGCCCUGCAGCCCCUGUGCACUGGUACAAGGAUGGGGAGGAGGUGGAGGCGAGUGAGAGCCUGGUGCUGGAGCAGGAGGGGCCGCGGUGCCGGCUGGUGCUGCCCUGUGCCCGGCCGCAGGAUGCAGGGGAGUUUGUCUGUGAUGCCGGGGACACAUCUGUCUCCUACCACGUCUUGGUGUCAGAGCCACCAGUGAAGAUCCUGCACCCUCUUCAGCGCUCGCUGGAGGUGCUGGUGCAGGCGCCGGGGCGCGUGGAGCUGCAGUGUGAGCUUUCCGUGCCAGAUGCUCCUGUGCGUUGGUUCAAAGAUGGACUGGAAGUGGAUGAGUCAGACAACCUGCUGCUGCUGGUGGAGGGGGCCUGGCGCUGCCUCCUCAUCCCCAGGAGCAGUGCAGAGGACAUGGGCGAGUACAUCUGUGAGAGCAAGGAUGAGGCCGUCUCCUUUGAUGUCAAGGUGUCAGAGCCACCAGUGAGGAUCCUGCAGCCCCUCAGACCUCCCCCCGUGGUAACAGUAUUCCUGGGGGAGACAGUGACGUUGGGCUGUGAGCUGUCCCGUGCAGAUGCGUCUGUGCACUGGACCAAGGAGGGCAUCAGACUGGAGGCUGGGGGCAGCCUGGUCCUGGAGGAGGAGGGUGUUCACCGCCGCCUGCUCAUCCCCGUGGCCCAAGCUGAGCACUCUGGAAAAUACGUCUGUGAUGCCACUGAUGACACAGUGACCUUCACCGUGAAAGUGUUGGACCCGAUGGUCAGGAUCCUGGAGAAGGAUGUCCUGCCAACACGCCGACACUGCCGGGCCAUGGAGGACCUGGUGCUGGAGGUGCAUCUCUCACACGCCCAUGGGGAAGUGAAGUGGUACAAGGACGGGGAGAAGCUGCAGGACACAGGGCGUGUGCAGCUAGAGGAGGAUGGGGCACGCCGCUUGCUCGUUGUCCUGGGUGCCACAGGCAGGGACGCAGGGGAGUACCUCUGCGACACCGGCGAUGACAGCAUUGUCUUCUUUGUCACUGUGGAAGUCCCAGAACCACCGGUGACCAUUCUGGGUAGCACUGGUGCUGUGGAGCAUCGCUGCCUGGUGGCUGGGGAGGACCUAGUGCUUGCCUGUGAGCUCUCCCGACCCGAUGCCAUCGUGCGCUGGCUCUGGGAUGGCCAGGAGGUGCAGCCGGGUGAGCGGGUGCAGGUCGAGGCCCACGGGGUGCUGAGGCAGCUCACCAUCCAUGGGGUACAGCCCAGCGACUCAGGGUGCUACAUCUGUGAUGCUGCCAGUGACCGCGCAGUGACAAGUGUGGAGGUGUCAGCCCAGCCUGUGCACAUUGUCAACAAGGAAGAGGCCCAGAGCCCAUUGGAGGUGCUGGAGGGGGACAGUGUGACGCUGGUGGCCCGCCUGUCCCCAGAAACAGCAGUGGGACAGUGGCAGAAAGAAGGACAGAUGCUGUGCUCAGGUGGGCGGCUGCUGGUGUGCAGUGAGGGCCCAGCAUGCAGCCUCACCAUCAAGCAUGUGGAGCUGAGCGACAGUGGCAUCUUCCUCUGUGAUGCUGGUGAUGAUGAAGUGCAUUUCACGCUGAUUGUGAAAGAGGCACCCGUGCUGUUUGUGAACAAGCAGGAGGAGCUGGAGAAGCUGCUGGUACUGGAGGGUGGCAGUGCUGUGCUCUCCGCCGUCACCUCCACGGAGCGAGCUGAUGUCACCUGGCUGGGCCCACAGCAGGUGGCGGUGGCCAGCGACCGCUGUGAGCUGCGACGGGAUGGCCGUGUGCACAGCCUUGUCCUCCACAAUGUGGCCAAGGAGGACGCUGGUGUCUACACCUGCUUCUCCUCCCAUGACCGGAUGUCAUUCGACAUGAGUGUCCGAGAGCUGCAGGUGAAGUUCCUACGUGGACUGUCAGACGUGUGUGCACGGCAGGGAGAGCGGGUGGUGCUGUGGUGUGAGCUCUGCAAGGCGCGGGGUGACGUGGUGUGGCGGAAGGACGGGCAGGUGCUGGCACCUGGCCCCCAUAGGCAGAUGAUAGUGGAGGGGCGAGAGCGCUCACUGGUGCUGAGCCGCGUGGGGCCCAAGGAUGCUGGCGAGUACUGCUGCGAGUCCAACGACGACCGGACGCUGGCAAUGCUGACGGUGCAAGUCCCCAGGGUGGUGGAGAUCAUCAUGGAGCUGCAGAGCCUGAUGGUGCUGGAGGGGGAGGAUGCCACCUUCAAGUGUCUGGUGUCCCCUGAGGAUGUGGCUGUGACCUGGCAGCUGAAUGGCCAGCCUGUGGUCCCCAGUGAGCGGCUGCUGGUGAAGAAGAGUGGGAUGUGCCACAGUCUCACUCUCCGGCAAUGCCAGCCAGGUGAUGCAGCCACCGUGACAGCCAACGCCGAGGGGCUGGUGAGCAUGGCCCGGCUGACCGUGCAAGAGGCGCAGGUGCUGUUUGUGCGGAAGCUGCAGGACAUGGUGGCAGAGGAGCAGGGGGAUGUGUGCCUGGAGGUGGAGGUGAGCCACGAGGCUGCUGAGGUGCAAUGGCUGAAGCAGGGUGUCCUCCUCCAGCCGGGCAGCAAGUACCAGCUGCAGGAGUCAGGGUGCCGGCGCACCCUCACCAUCCACUGCCUUGGCCCCACUGACCGCGGCACCUACCGCUGCGAGAGCCUGCACGACCGCACGCAGGCCAGGCUCUGCGUGGAGCCCCGAAAGGUGUCGAUCCAGACACCACUGGCAGACAUGGAGACCUUCGAGAAGGAGACAGUCACCUUCCACCUGGAGCUGUCUCACCCUGAUGUGCCUGGGGUCUGGACACGGGAUGGGAUCCGAGUGAAGCCCAGCAGCACGUGCCGGAUCAGUGCCACAGGCUGCGGGCACAGCCUGACACUGGAGAGGCUGGCACUGGAGGACUCAGGCACCAUCACCUUCACGGCUGACACCCUGCGCUGCAGCGCCCGCCUGCUUGUGCGGGAGCCUCCAGUCACUAUGGUGAAGGUCCCACGGGAUCUGGGGGUACCAGAGACAGGGGUUGCCAGCUUUGAGUGUGAGCUGUCUCGCCCCGGCGUGGAGGUGAAGUGGUUCAAGGAUGGGCAGGAGCUGCGGCCAGGGCCCAACUGCCGCAUCUACUCAGCGGGUCGACGCAGAGUUCUGCAGCUGAGCCACUGUGAGCUGGCCGAUGCUGGCACCUACACCUGUGACACAGGCGACUGCCAGGCCUCCGCCACGUUGCAUGUCCAGGAGCGCCAGGUCUGCAUCGUGCAGGACCUGCAGGACACCCAGGUGCGGGAGGGUGACAACGCUGUCUUCACCUGUGAGGCCUCGCAUGGGGACAUAAAGGGCGAGUGGUUCCGGGAUGGAGAGAAAAUCAAGGUCUCCAGCAUGGUGAAGAUACGGCAAGAAGGGACCCGGCAUUUCCUGCUGCUCUGCAGUGUGCGCCCUGAGGAUGCAGGACUCAUUCGCUUUGUGGCCGGGAUGGUAGUCUCAGAGGCCAGCCUGCGGGUGGAAGCACUGCCCAUCCGUAUCGUGAAGCCGCUGCGAGACAAGACAGUGCUGGCACGGCACAAGGCAACACUGGAGUGCACCGUGUCCCACGCCCGGGGCCGGGUGCGCUGGCUUCGUGGGGACACAGAGAUCUUUGCUGGUGACAAGUACGAGAUCUGCAACCUGGACUGCUACCGCACGCUUAUCAUCCACCGCGUGGGCCCUGAGGAUGAGGACUCAUACACCUGCGAUGCCUUCGAUGACCGCUCCACCGCCCGGCUCCUUGUGGAGGGUGAGGGGGCACUCACUGGGGGGGGACCACUAGGGGCUGGCAGGAGCUAG